Sebastes umbrosus (honeycomb rockfish) is the source of this 5202-nucleotide messenger RNA. RefSeq names its product vitellogenin-1-like. The record is from RefSeq and is a predicted model, not a curated record. Gene Ontology annotation, molecular function: lipid carrier activity. Bases 98 to 5125 code for a protein of 1675 amino acids. Gene Ontology annotation, biological process: lipid transport. NCBI's taxonomy places the organism in Eukaryota, Metazoa, Chordata, Actinopteri, Perciformes, Sebastidae. The transcript is spliced from 34 exons.
GAUCAUACCUUCAUGGCAUCCUUGUUUGACUUUGCCAGCAGAAAUGUUUCCUUUAAAAGGCGGCCUGUGACUGCAGACAUUCACAACCUCAUCAGCCAUGAAAGCGGUUGUGCUUGCCCUGACCCUGGCCUUCGUGGCUGGUCAACCUCAAACCUUUGCUCCUGAUUUUGCUGCCGGUAAGACUUAUGUGUACAAGUAUGAGGCACUGCUCCUUGGAGGUUUGCCAGAGCAAGGUUUGGCAAGAGCUGGACUCAAAGUCAGUAGCAAAGUUCUCAUCAGUACCGAAUCCAAAAAUACAUUAAUGCUGAAGCUUGUGGAACCUGAGCUAUCUGAGUUCAGUGGCGUCUAUCCUAGAGAUCCUUUAACCCCAGCAACAAAGCUGACUUCAGCCCUGGCAGCUCAGCUCUUGACUCCCAUCAAGUUUGAGUAUGCCAAUGGUGUUGUUGGGAAAAUGUUCGCCCCUGAGGGAAUCUCAACCAUGGUGCUGAACAUCCACAGAGGUAUCCUGAAUAUUCUUCAGCUCAACAUCAAGAAAAGACAGAAUGUCUACAAGAUGCAGGAGGCCGGAGCUCAGGGUGUGUGCAAGACCCUCUAUGCCAUCACUGAAGACGAAAGGGCUGAACGCAUCCUUUUGUCAAAGACCAGGGAUCUGAACCACUGUCAGGAGAAGGUCAUGAAGGACAUAGGGUUGGCAUACACUGAGAAAUGUGCAAAGUGCCAGCAGGAUUCAAAGAACCUGAGAGGAACUACAGCAUACAAUUACGUCUUGAAGCAAGUUGCUAACGGCAUCCUGAUCCUGGAGGCAUCAGUCAAUGAGCUGAUCCAGUUCUCACCUUUCAAUGAGAUGAAUGGAGCUGCUCAGAUGGAGACAAAGCAAUCCUGGGUCUUCCUUGAGAUUCAGAGGACCCCCAUUGUACCCCUCCAGGAACAGUAUCUUCACCGUGGAUCUCUUAAGUACGAGUUUUCCACCGAGCUUCUUCAGACACCUAUUCAGCUCAUCAAGAUCACCAAUGUUCAGGCCCAGAUUAUGGCGGUCCUGAAUCAUCUGAUUGCCCACAACAUGGGCAAAGUCCAUGAGGACGCCCCUCUGAAGUUUUUGGAACUCAUUCAGCUCCUCCGUGUUGCCCGCUUUGAAGACCUGGAACUGCUUUGGAGCCAAUACAAGACCAGACCUACCUACAGACAGUGGAUCUUGGAUGCCAUCCCCGCCAUUGGAACUCCUGCUGUUCUGAAAUUCAUCAAAGAGAAAUGGCAGACUGAUGACCUGACUGUUGCUGAAACGGCUCAGGCUUUGAUUGCAUCUGUUCACAUGGUGACAGCAAACACUGAGGCCAUCAAUCUGUUUAAGGCCCUGGCAGCCAACAACAAGAUAUUGGAAAAACCAAUUCUGCGUGAGAUUGUCUUCCUCGGCUAUGGUACCAUGAUUUUAAAACACUGUGUUGAGAUGGCUGUCUGCCCUGCUGAACUUAUAAAGCCCAUCCAGGACCUCCUUGCAGAGGCUGUUGCUAGAGAUGAGACCCCGGACAUCAUCCUGUUCCUGAAGGUUUUGGGUAACGCUGCCCAUCCUGUUAGCCUUAAGCCGAUCACAAAGAUCCUGCCCAUACAUGGCACUGCCGCUGCAGCUCUGCCCAUGAGAGUCCAUGCUGAAGCCAUCAUGGCGUUGAGGAACAUUGGAAAGAAGGAGCCCAGAAUGGUCCAGGAAUUGGCUCUUCAGCUCUACAUGGACAAGGCUCUUCACCCAGAGCUUCGUAUGCUGGCAUGCAUCGUGCUGUUUGAGACAAGGCCUCAAAUGGGUUUGGUGACAACUCUUGCCAACAUUGUGAAGACAGAGCAGAAUCUGCAGGUAGCAAGCUUCACUUAUUCUCACAUGAAGUCCCUGACAAGGAGCACCGCCGCUUUCCAUGCCUCAGUUGCUGCAGCUUGCAACGUCGCCAUCAAAAUGUUGAGCCCAAGGUUGGACAGACUGAGCUUACGUUUGAGCAAAGCCACCCACAUGGACGUCUAUAACAAUCCCUUGAUGCUUGGUGCUGCUGCCAGCGCUUUCUACAUCAAUGAUGCUGCCACCAUCCUGCCCAGAUCUAUUGUGGCUAAGACCAGUGCCUACCUUGCUGGAGCCGCUGCUGAUGUUCUGGAGGUUGGAGUAAGAACUGAGGGACUCCAAGAGGUUCUUCUGAAAAACCCUGAACUCAUUGACAAUGUUGACAGGAUCACCAAGAUGAAGCGUGUCAUUAAGGCUCUCUCUCAGUGGAGGGCUCUGCCCACCAGCACACCUCUGGCCUCCGUCUAUCUCAAAAUCUUCGGACAAGAAAUUGCCUUUGCCAACUUCGACAAAAUCUUGAUUGACCAGGCCAUUGCGCUCGCCACUGGACCCUCUGUUCAGGCAUUUGGUAGGAACGCUAUCAAGACUCUACUCUCUGGUGCUACCUUUAACAUGGCUAAACCCGCGCUGGCCACCGAAGUGAGGCGCAUCAUGCCAACUGCUGCUGGAUUUCCAAUGGAGCUCAGUAUGUACACGGCAGCUGUGGCUGUCGCAGCUGUUCAAGUCCAGGCCGUCACAACACCAGCUCUGCCAGAAAACUUCCUUAUUAGUCACCUUUGGAAGACAAACAUACAGUUGGAGACUGAGAUUAAACCAAGCAUUGCUGUGAACACAUUUGCUGUGAUGGGGGUAAACACUGCCCUAUUCCAGGCUGCCGUGCUAUCAAGAGCUAAACUCAACAUCAUUAUGCCUGCUAAAAUCGCUCUAAGAUUUGACCUCACUGAGGGCAACUUCAAGAUCGAAACUCUGCCUGUUUCUGUGCCUGAAAACGUUGCAGCUGUAUAUGUUGAGACUUUUGCUGUGGCGAGAAAUAUUGAGGAUCUUGCUGCCGCAAAAAUCAUUCCCAUCAUCUCCAAAGCUGUGCCACCCAUCUCAAGGGAGAUUCUCACAUCUGGUGCUGCUAGUUGGUCAAAAUCCUCAGAGAACAUUCAGGAUGUGGCAGCUCCCCUUUCUGUUACAACACUCAAAGCAGCUCAGUUUGAGAAAAAGUUGUGCACUAAAGCUGUUGCCAUUGGAAUGAAGGGCUGUUUGAAGGUCGCCUCUGAAAACGCUGCUCCCUACCAGGACAUUGCCCUGUUCAAACUGGCUGGAAAGCACUCUAUUGUUAUUACCAUCACACCAAUUGAGGGUGUGUCCAUUGAGAGACUGGAGAUGGAGCUUCAAGUUGGACCAAAGGCUGCAGAGAAGCUCAUUAAACAGAUCAACCUCAGUGAAGAAGUCAUUGACGGAAGACCGGCCUUGAUGAAGCUCAGGAAAAUCCUGGCUCCUGGUCAGAAGAAUGUCCCCUCAUCUUCCUCCUCUAGCUCCAGCAACUCUCGCUCCAGCUCCUCAUCUCGUGUCAGCAGCAACAGCAGCAACAGCAGCAGCAGCAGCAGCAGCAGCAGCAACAGCAGCAGCAGCAGCAGCAGCAGCAGCAGCAGCAGCAGCAGCAGCAGCAGCAGCUCCUCCAGAUCUUUGAGCAGGUCCAGCUCUGCAUCUAGCCUUGCAUCGCUCUUUGGUGUUAGCUCAAGUUCUUCUAGCUCCAGUGCUCUUCUCUCAAAGCGAAUGAUUUAUCGCCACAAGUUCCAGAAGAACCACAAGAUGCAGACUCUCACCUCUCAAGCAGUCGCAGUUUCCAGCAAAAGCAGAAGCAGUGCCUCAAGCUUUGAGGCUAUCUACAAACAGAAAAAAUUCCUUGGCAGUGAACUUCCUCCUACUUUUGCCCUCAUCGUCCGUGCCAUCAGAACUGACAAAAAGAUGAUGGGAUUUGAACUGUCAGUCUACAUGGACAAACUUACCAGCAGACUUCAGGUUAUUCUGGCUGCCUUGGCUGCUGAUAACAACUGGAAGCUCUGUGCUGAUGGAGUUCUGCUUAGCAAGCACAAAGUCACAGCUAGAGUCGGCUGGGGAGCAGAAUGCAAGCAGUACGACACCAUGAUCACAGCGGAGACUGGUCUUCUUGGUCCAAGCCCUGCAGCUCGCCUCCGAGUGGCCUGGAACGAACUGCCUGCUGCCUUUAAACGCUAUGCAAAGAAGGUGGUUGAUAACAUUCCUGCUGCCAUGCUGGCUGGCUGGAUUCAAGGAAAGGAUACAAACAGCACCAGUCAGCUCUCACUUACAGUGGUUGCCACAUCUGCCAAGACCGUUGACUUAAUUUGGAAGACACCAACACGUACUGUCUAUAAGCUGUCAAUGCAUCUUCCCAUCGCUCUGCCACUUGAAGAAAUCAAAGGUCUCACCCCCUUCGAUGACAUCGCUGAUAAAGUCCACUACUUGUUUGCCAAGGCUGGCGCAGCUGAAUGUUCCCUCAUCAAACACACACUGACAACAUUCAACAACAGGAGAUUCAAGAAUGAGAUGCCGCUGUCUUGCUACCAAGUUCUGGCACAGGAUUGCACUGAUGAGCUGAAAUUCAUGGUUCUGCUGAAGAAGGAUAACAUUGAACAGAACCACAUCAAUGUGAAGAUUGCUGACAUUGAUAUUGACCUGUACCCGAAGAACACUGACGUGAUUGUGAAGGUCAAUGGAAUGGAAAUACCAAUCAACAACCUGCCGUACCAGCAUCCCACAGCUAAAAUCCAGAUCAGGCCAAAGGGUGAAGGCAUCUCUGUGUACGCUCCCAGCAACGGUCUUCAUGAAGUCUAUUUUGACAAGAACUCAAUUACGGUUAAAGUUGUGGACUGGAUGAAGGGAAAGACCUGUGGACUCUGUGGAAAGGCUGAUGGGGAAGUCAGACAGGAGUUCUACACACCCAACGGACGCUUGACCAAGAACGCCCUCAGCCACGCUCAUUCCUGGGUUCUGCCAGCCGAGAGCUGCAGGGACACCAGUGAGUGCCGCAUGAAGCUCGAAUCUGUGCAGCUGGAAAGGCAGAUAAACAUCCAUGGCCAGGAAUCCAGAUGUUACUCUGUUGAGCCGGUGCUGCGCUGCCUGCAGGGCUGUUUCCCCAUGAAGACCACCGCCGUCACUGUUGGCUUCCACUGCCUGCCUGCUGAUUCGGCCCUGAAUCGCCCCGAGAGUCUCAGCAGCAUCUACGAUUCCAGCGUGGACCUGAGGGAAACAGCAGAGGCCCACCUAGCCUGCAGCUGCACUGCUCAGUGUGCAUAAAAACAUUUACUUCUGUCGGUGACUUAAAUCAUGUGCAUUUUUUGAAUAUAAUUUUAAAUAAACUGCAUCUCAAAUAA